Molecule: messenger RNA, 3678 nt
Organism: Pimephales promelas (fathead minnow)
Lineage: Eukaryota; Metazoa; Chordata; Actinopteri; Cypriniformes; Leuciscidae
Gene: adamtsl2
Product: ADAMTS like 2
Biological process (GO): extracellular matrix organization
Cellular component (GO): extracellular matrix
Source: RefSeq, a predicted model, not a curated record
CCUCAGAACACACCAUUAGAAACCACCAGCACCACCUACACUGUCCAAGCAGCACUCAGUACCAACACUGACACUGGACUGCAGGAUGGGGAUCUGGUUAAGGGUCCAGUAUGUGGAGAGCUGUCUGGUGCUGCUUGGUCUUGCAACGCUGGCUCUGUCUCUGGGAAAUCUCUCAAGCAGAGGGCAGGAAGAGGGUGUUCCCUCUAACAGUCUGGAGGACGGGCUGGAGGUGAUCACAUACUGGUGGGGAGAAUGGACAAAAUGGACCGCCUGCACACGUACCUGUGGAGGAGGUGUCAUGUCACAGGAGAGACACUGUCUAAAACAAAGAAAGAAAACAACAACUGGUAAAGACAACAUGACGUGCACAGGCAAUGCAAAAAAGUAUCAUCUCUGCAAUGCAAAGGACUGUCCUGCUACAGGAAGGAGCUUCAGAGAAGAGCAGUGCUGGUCAUUCAACUCUCAGGUUUAUAGUGGAAAAAAUUACCACUGGAAACCUCUCUAUCCCGAUGACUACGUUCACAUUUCCAGUAAUCCAUGUGACCUGCACUGCACAACCUCUGAUGGUCAAAGACAGCUGAUGGUACCUGCACGGGAUGGAACAUCUUGCAAAUACAGCAAUUACAGGGGUGUGUGUGUAGAUGGGAGAUGUGAACCCAUUGGAUGUGAUGGUGUUCUCUUCUCCCCCAACACCCUGGAUAAGUGUGGUGUAUGUCAGGGAGAUGGGAGCAGCUGCAGUCGUGUUACUGGGAACUUUCGUCGUGGGGUUUCUAGUCUAGGUUAUUCUUUGAUAACUCAAAUCCCAGAAGGAUCAUGGGACAUCCAAAUUAUAGAGAGGAAGAAGUCUGCAGAUAUCCUGGCCGUGACUGACCAAGCAGGGAACUUUUUCUUCAAUGGUGCAUAUAAAGCGGACACCCCACAGAACUUCCAUGCAGCGGGGACCAUUUUCAAAUACCGGCGGCCAACAGAUGUUUAUGAGACGGGGAUCGAGUACAUCGUGGUUAAAGGGCCCAUCGAUCAGCCCAUCAAUGUUCUGGUCUGGAACCAAAAUGGCCAAAAUCCUUACAUUACCUAUGAGUACACAGUGAUGAGGGACUCUAUGGCUUCUGUCUCCCAGCCCCCCAUUUACAGAGGCCCACAAGGAGGAUCCAGUCUGGUUUCUGUAGAAAUUGGCAGUGUUCUACAUCACAAUGAGAGCAUGUAUGAUAAGGCAGUUCCUGAGAUGGAGGGGAAGCAGGUACAGACCACUGGGCCCAGGGCUGUGGAAGGACAAAAUCCUGGCCAGGAAACCAAUGAAGUGUACAAGACAGCUAACAUUGACUGUGAACAGGAUGCUAACACACCAGUGCAGUAUACAGAGGGUAACUGCAGCUGGCCCAGUGGGGUAGGACCCCCUGGUGUUGCACCAGUCAGCAGACCUGCUGAGGACAUGGCAAACUCUGAAAACCUCAUCUGGAGAGUGCUGCUGGGAGAACGAGUCGGCUCAGACGGUGUUCUUGCAAACAUCUCAACCAAUCAGCUUCUUACUCACAGAGAUGGCUUGUCCUCUGAAGCAGGUCCACUGGAGUUAGACUACAGCAGUCUUGAGCAAGCGGGUCUUAAUGGCUCACUGCUUGAGUUCACCCUUGGGCACAGGCGAAAUGACACGGGGGACUUCCUACUCCCAAACAGAACUCUUACUACCAUUUUACGCAAUCGCAAUCGCACCAGAAAUAACCAAAGGCUCCUUCAGAAGAACAAAAUGAGCGCUGCUGACAUGUACCGGUGGAAGUUGUCCUCACAGGAGCCCUGCAGUAUGACAUGCUCGAUAGGUGUGUCGAAAUCACUUGCCAUGUGUGUGCGGUAUGAUGGCAUUGAGGUGGAUGAUGUUUAUUGUGAUGCUUUGACUCGACCAGAGCCAGUUCAUGAUUUCUGCAUUGGCAGAGAAUGCCAGCCCAGAUGGGAGGCAAGCAGCUGGAGUGAGUGCUCUCGGACUUGUGGAGAAGGUUUCCAGUUUCGCCUUGUGCGUUGCUGGAAGAUGCUGGCUCCCGGCCUAGACAGCUCAGUGUACAAUGACCUCUGUACAGAGGCACAGCUAGAGCGCCCCCCAGAGCGCCGGGCCUGUAAAAGCCCUACUUGUGGCCCUCAGUGGGAAGUAGCUGAGUGGUCUGAGUGCCCAGCUAAAUGUGGUCGCAAGAGUCUGGUUACGCGAGAGGUCAGAUGCUCAGAUGAGAUUCACGCGUGUGACGAGUCAACUGUCCCUGCAUCUACCAAAAACUGCACCGGCCCUCCUUGUGAACGCCAGUGGACAGUGUCUGAGUGGGGACCGUGUUCAGGCAUCUGUGGGCAUGGACAAACUGUGCGUCAUGUGUACUGCAAAACACCAGAGGGACGAGUGGUACCUGAGUCUCAGUGCUCACCUGAAAACAAACCUCUGGCCAUUCACCCCUGUGGAGACAAUGAAUGCCCUCCACAUUGGCUGUCUCAAGACUGGGAGAGGUGCAACACAACAUGUGGACGUGGUGUGAAGAGAAGGACAGUGCUGUGUGUUGGCAUCAUGGGUGGAAAGGUCCAGAUCCAUGGUGAUGAGGAAUGUGACAGCAGUAAGCAACCAGUAGAUGAGGACACCUGCUUUGAAAGGCCAUGCUUCAAGUGGUACACAACACCAUGGUCUGAGUGCACCAAGACUUGUGGUGUUGGUGUGCGAAUGAGAGAUGUAAAGUGUUACCAGGGAAGAGAGCUUGUUCGUGGAUGUGACUCUUUGACCAAACCUGUUAACAAACAGACCUGUGCACUCCAGCCCUGCCCCACCGAACCUCCAGAUGAAAACUGCCAGGAUCGUCCCACCACCAACUGCUCGCUGGCUCUGAAGGUGAAUCUGUGCAGUCACUGGUAUUACAGCAAGGCCUGUUGCCAUUCUUGCCAUAAUCUUCGCGCUUCCUAGCUAGACCCCAAUGCUCAGGUUUUCAUCUGUUCAUGUCAUCUGCAUUGUGCUUAUUUGAGGAAGGGAGCAAGGGAAGUUUGAAUCAGUAUUUGGUUAUAUAUUAAACUAGUUCCAUAAAUACUGCAUUACUGCUAGUAUUACAAAAUGAUACCUACUUCAUGACAAUGUCCUGUGUUUGUGGGAUACCGUAAGGAAACAUUAAAUUAUUUGAUUAUUGCUCAGAGGAUUAUAUUGCAUGUCAUAAAAGUAUUUAUUAUUCGUCAGGUUUUAUUGGACAUUUAUUAUCUGGCAGCUGAAGAUGGCUGAUUUUAGUACUGUAUAUCCAAACAGGUUUACCCUCAAGCCACUGCUGGCUCCAACACUCUACUGUUUACUUUUAUUCAGUUUAACUAUUGCUAGACCUAGGCUUAUGUUAAUUUAUUGGUUACAGCAGUAGCUUUUUUGGGUUCUCUGAUAUGUAUGUAUCUGAAUAAUUCAUUUUGUAUCAUUCGAUUUAAAUUGACAAUGGAUUUAGCAGAACUUGACAUACCCAAGUCAUUUUACCCUUGUCAUUGAGUCCUGACACUUGAACGUACUAUUAUAGUUGCAAAUGUAUCUGAUUCAUAUAUUGUUUCAUUAAGACACAAUAAACCUCAUAUAUUGUAUACUACCUUACCUCAAGUACAAAAGACAAUCAAAUGUAAGUCAUUUGAUUUUUUUUUAUAGAAAAACAGUUAUGUACCUCUCAGAAUAUUAAAUAAUAAAUAUAAUACUUC